UCGCUUUCACGGAUCCUCCAGGUUGGAAACAAAGGCCUUCGAUUGCUUUUAAAUUUCCUUCAAUUUUUCAUUCACUUUUGUUACAGAAACCUGCGGAAGCUUAAUUAAGAGUAAUUCGAUGCCAAGGCAAUUACCGUAAAGAAAAAAGAAAAUUGGUAUUUCCUAAAACUCCCAACUACAUCGGAACUUCCCAAAGUUUAAUAAUCUGCGAAACAGUCAUCAACAUAGUUGCACUUCAUCUAACGAAGUUGAACAAGCAAUAUCAGGAAGUUUAUCCCUUAACAGUUUAUCGAUCUCACGAGAAAUUUGUCCAACACGAAGCAGCUAAUUUCUCCCAACGUAUCUUUCUAAUUUUUCUCAAGCUCCUCCUUAAAGUCCUUCCAUUGUCUUUCAGGGAAACUUCGUAACGAGUCCCGACGGCCUUUUUCCCGGGGACACGACCCAAUUUUCCGUGCCUUGCGACUUCCAGACUCUUCGGUAUCGACAGUUCGAAGAAUCAAGCCAUCUGCUACGUUUACCUUUUCUCGCCUCUCCCCGACAGAUCGACGAUCUCGAAAGCUGAAUACCUAAUCAAAAUUUAACGACAUACACCGUUGUGUUUGACGUCGUCGUUCGGAGGCUCGUGUAAAGUCGAGCAAAACGAGCUGAUCUAAUUUUCACACCUAUUCGUACGAAUUAGUCAACAAUGUCACCAGGUGUUAAAAAUUGUGCCACGGAAAUUUAGAAACGAUCAUUAUGGCGGUAUAGAGGAAAGAGGGAGCUGUCCUUGGAGUUGUCUAAAAGCAAAAACUGAAGAGUCGUAACACGUUUCUGAGAUGUCAACGCGAGCGCUAGCGGUGGCAGUAAUUAGCACGGUGGCUCCUUACGGUCGUUCGACCGUCAGCCUGUUAAUUGUUUGUCAAACAAGGCGCGAAGGAACACGGGGAGCGUUAAUGAACUUGACAAUGGCCGGUCUGCUCUCGAAAUGCAAUAAUAACGGUCGUUUGACACUGGUCCGGGUGUCAUUCGUCGCGAAGACAUCACCGAGAAGCAAGUGGGUACCGAGUACCGAUAUGAAUCUAACCGGAGGUUACAUUCUCCUUUUAAUACUGUGUAUUUUGGCGAGCGAUUAUGGGGUCAGUUCUGACCAAAACACUCGUUUAUCAAGAAGGAAACGAUACGUGGUUUUUCCCGAAGGUUCCACCUUCUCGAUCGCCCUUUGCGUGACGUUUAACACCCUAUCGUCCGAUGACAUCUUCUCCGAGGGUGUUAACUGGGGUAUCGCGUACGAUUUACCGAACGAAAGUAAGCCAGCCCUCGAGCCGUUUUUACAGCUCAGACAAGACAAAAUUAAACCGGCCAACAAAUACGGCUACGCGAACGGUCCGCUAAACAAAAACGUCGUAAAGUAUCCGCAAUGGAACAGCAACGAGAAAUAUUACGUGAAACCCGGGAAAAGGAAGUACUACAAGCAGGAUUACUAUUAUCUGCAGAGAAGACACCGGAGGGAUCUGUAUAGCAAGCUAGAAGUCAUCAUGAACGCGAUGAAUUUCGACGGCAGAACUUGCAUACUUCGAGCACUCUGCGAGGCCUCCCAGCGGCUGAUGCCGAAGGGGAACACUCUCAUCGAGGAGAUGAUGAGGAUAUCGUUUUUGUUUCCUCUGAAGAAGCUGUUCUCCGGCGAGCCCGAGGAGCAUCACGCGUACAGCAGGGCGCACAAGGCGGGCCACGAAGGUCACGACUGCGCCAGCACCUUCUCCAGCUGCAGUUUCUCCCUGAUAGACAUGGCACUCGGGAAAUACGACGCGUCUAGGUCACCACCACCUUCGCUUCCGGCCGACUACGCAGAUGCAACUCGGUUUUCCAACGAAAGGAUCAGGUACAACAUGAAAUAAGACGUCGACAUCCGGAUGGAAGAACUAGGGACACGUAUUUCGGAGGAAUCCUGUCCGACAGUCGGUUCGAUUUAUCGAUGAAAGACUUCCUGCUAUCGGUAGUUUUAGUCACAGAAAUUACAGAAAGCACAGUUUCUUGAAGAGCAGCAAGAUUUAGGAGGAGUCUGAUGAAGAGAACCAAUGGACAUCCAAAGACUAUGAUGACAAUGAUGAUGAAUAAUUAAAGCUGGGAUAGUUGGAGGAUCAUUCAGGAUGAUGCAUCGAGUAGGACAGAGACUAUAAUUGCAAUAAAAAUGAAGGAAGAAAGAGGUAUGAGAGGAGAAAGGUAAUACAGUACAAUGGGGGGACUGGAGUGUUUCACCUCUAGGUCUAUCAAUUUGAGAAGUCAUUCUGAACAGGACAUCCAAAGACUAUAAUAGAGAGGAGAAAGGUGGAGUGAAUGGGGAGUCAUCCCUCAAGGCAUCAAAAACAAAGAUGAAGAGAAACACUGAAGAACUGGGUCAUAGCAUCAUAAUAUCUAAUUAUGCUAAUAUCAGUUACGUUUUAAUAAUGAUCAUUUUCAAGUGACAUUCAAUUCAGGGGAAAAGAGAAGAAGUGAAAAGGGGUAGAAGAAAGGUGGUACGCUUUAAAAAACGUGGGGAGCUGAUGCGAGUUACUCGAGGCACUCAUAAAAACGACGAUAAUCCAUAAGAUAGCAGCGUGCAGUGCUACAUUUUCGGUAAUUGGAUGUGCUUACCCAUCGAAGCGGAUGGGAGGGGUUGAACAUGAAAUAAGCGUGUGUCGGGAGGUGAAGGGCGGAUAAGGGGAUCCGCCGUGGCAUCCGCCAGUUCACCGGCUCGGCGAUAAUAACGAUUCUUUGUAAUAUUGUUGCACCAGACGCCAGUAUAUUCGACGUAAUAGGAUUAGGUCGCGCGUCGGAGCGAACAUUAUCCGAAAUCGGGAAAACUGUUUCGAACACUCGGCUGCAGACGUUCGUGUGAAUAAGUCGGCUUUACUCGCGUCGCGUGGUUUCUCCAUUUGCAUGAUCGCCGACCUUCUGCUGUAUUAUGCAUCACCAUUCGACCCGGUGUUGGUGUGCAAAAAUCCUACGUACCAUUUAGUGAAAUUAGUUAUAAAAUAAGGUAAAGAAAAUUUGCGAUAUUAGAAUAGAACUCGCGAGUAUCUAAAGUCAGUAGAAUAGCCUUGAAUUUGGUCAGACAUAUUGCGUUCGAAGUUCGCAAAGUAAGCAUCCGAUGUCUAUAGACGGGAAACGAGGCGGAACGAGACUCCUCCGCAGUCUGACAAGUUACACCAGAGUCCAUAUGUAAUAAGCGAAAUAGAAUGACUCUGUAUACACUCCGAGUUGUGUGUACUUUACGUAAUAGCGCGCUUGUAAAUAGCCGCGCGAGUAGGACACGGUCGACGUUGGUGAAUCUACGCGUAAGUAGAAUCAGAUAUAUUUAUUGUUAGAGCAGUUUUCUGUCCAUGAAUACCAUUUGUAAAUAAUAUUUCGAGUCCUCAAGAUCAUAUGAUAGAGUUUUGAAGAUGUUAAUAUAAGAAAAAUAUGAUAACUGUCGUUGUUAAUGUUCGCUAUCGAACGGCGGACCAUGGAGAGAGACCGAAAUUCGGUAAAUCUUUGCAAAUCGACUCUUAAUCAUGGAACUAGGAGGAUUAAAAUAAAUAUCAGGUGGAAUAUCGAUAAAAUAAUCUCGUUAGCCGGUUAUCAUCAAUUGGACGAAUAAAAUUCAGUAAGAGUGAGGAGAUAUCGAUUCGAUGACAGUGACACCGCCCCAGUUCGCGGGCCAAGCAGGGCGUGGUGUAGACCGCUUAUAACAACCCUCUUUUUCCACGACACUACCGAUUCCGUACGGUUAACCACAAUUCCCUUCGGUGAAAAAGAAAAAAGCAAGAGCUACUCGUCGCUCAUUUUUUUCUUUUCUCUCUCCUCCCUCUCGUCACGGUUUUCAACGACGGGUCCCGUUGUAUCCCGAGACGUCGGUUUUAAUGCAUAAGACGCUCCUUUGAAAAGCGUAUUUUCCAAAUUACCAGAUUACUCACAGCUAGCUGAAAAGCAUUCAGACACAAUGCUUCUAUAAUUGAAACGUAUCAGCUGCCUAGCUUCGGUACAUUUAAUUCGCUUGUUGAUACGUUCCCCUUUUAAGCUCCUUUCCCUUCGUCGAACAAGCUUCUUUAUGUGUUUUCUUUUGAAGGAAGUUAU
Messenger RNA from Osmia lignaria (orchard mason bee), 4071 nucleotides. RefSeq lists its product as uncharacterized. NCBI's taxonomy places the organism in Eukaryota, Metazoa, Arthropoda, Insecta, Hymenoptera, Megachilidae. The record is from RefSeq and is a predicted model, not a curated record.